Molecule: messenger RNA, 1455 nt
Organism: Didymodactylos carnosus
Lineage: Eukaryota; Metazoa; Rotifera; Eurotatoria; Philodinida; Philodinidae
Source: the annotation of a GenBank genome assembly
AUGUCUACUCACGAAGGUGUUUCGUGUGAUGCUUGCUCCCAAAAUAAUUUUCGUUCGAAACGUUAUAAAUGUUUAAGAUGUUAUGAUUAUGAUUUAUGUUCCAACUGUUAUGAGCAUGGAGAAAUAUCAUCAAAUCAUACCGUUGAUCAUCCAAUGCAAUGUAUAUUAACUCGUCAAGAUUUUGAUUUAUAUUACCAUGGCGAACGUUGUACUGUUGACCAACCGCAAUCGUUAUCAUGUCCAUUUUGUUCCGAAAUGGGAUUUUCUUAUAAUGCAAAUAUGUCUUCUUCUGCGACUGAUACAUCUUCGUCUUCAAAUGAUCUAUUAGUUCAUUUACAAUCGAAACAUGGCGGCGAUCAACAAAUUGAAGUAAUUUGCCCAAUUUGCUGCGCUUCGCUUAAUGGUGAACCGAAUUUAGUCACACCUGAUCUUAUUUCACACAUAGCCAAUGAUCAUCCUUAUCGAGGAGCAGCAGAUUCUUACUCGAGACAAUCUUCAACAAGAGAAUUUGAUUCUACAUUUCCUCCAUUGAGAAAUUCUACAGCUAGUACCACUAGCGCAGGUUUUCGUCGUGGACCGUUACGAACCCCAAGUCGACGCGGUGGAGGACGUGGCGGUCCUGUUUCUAGUAAUUUUACAACUGAAGUUGGUGGUAGUGAUCCUAUUACAGAUUUGCUAACUCAAUUAUCCAAUGUUCGACGUUUAGCUGCACAAAAUAAUUCAAAUAACAGUGGUAAUCUAUUGCCAUCAGCAAACGCUCUAAAUCUAAGUCAAUUAUCAAGACAACAAUACGAUCGAGAACGAUUACGUUCUACAUUACGUUCUCAUCCUCAAGCUCAUUCUCAUUCACACGGCAUUGGAGCAACAUCAACGACCAACAAUAACAACAAUGCACAGACAACUCAGGAAUCGGAUUUUUUCGACAGUCUAUUUCCUAGUACGCUGUUCAUUGAUUCAGCUAUAUUACCAACAGCAACCGGACAAACAGCCGGAUUUCAAUUGAGAGGCGCGACAAGAGCAGAAAAUCAACAUUUGGAUUGGGCAAGUAUUGUUAAUAACAGUGGUUCACCGCAAUCAACGCCUCAAACAAACCCUGUUCCUUCACAGCCUCCUCAAAUAUUAACUAAUACUACAGCAACAACAGAUGAUUCUCUAAAAUUAUUACCUAGUCAGUCGUUACUAAAAAAGCUAUACGAUGAUUCUACUUCUGCUAGACAUUCGUCGAAUCAGCGUCAAACAAAAUUAAAAGCUCAAAAAUGUGAUUUCAUACAAGAAUUAUUAAUAUCAACUUUAUAUAAUAGUCCAAUAGCAGACGAUUUAAUCACGAAAAAUCCGUUUGCUACACAACAGUCGACUGCUACGACAAAAAAGCAUAAUAUUCAACAUCAGACAUUGUUAGUUUCUCCUACUACGACAAUAUCGUCAACCGAGUCUUCAAAAACCAAAUAUGAGUGA